This is a messenger RNA of Oryzias latipes (Japanese medaka), 5534 nucleotides long. It is a transcript of the gene myrf, whose product is annotated as myelin regulatory factor. Gene Ontology annotation, cellular component: endoplasmic reticulum membrane; nucleus. Gene Ontology annotation, biological process: positive regulation of DNA-templated transcription; protein autoprocessing; central nervous system myelin maintenance. NCBI's taxonomy places the organism in Eukaryota, Metazoa, Chordata, Actinopteri, Beloniformes, Adrianichthyidae. Gene Ontology annotation, molecular function: sequence-specific DNA binding; DNA-binding transcription factor activity. The record is from RefSeq and is a predicted model, not a curated record.
UAAAACAUUCAAAAAAAUAAAUAAAAGCUUCCCAGUUUUAGACAGGAUACGCGAUGAUUAGCAUAGUAAUAAAAUGUAAAUCCUAAUUACAUGUCGUCAGUAUAAGUGCGUUGGGCACCUUUAUAAUAUAUUUCCCUAACUCUUUUUUUUUUUUUUUACAGCUUUUUAUCCGGGGAUGUGUCUGGGGAUGUUGUGGAUCAGCGCAGCCGCCUGGCGCACAUCCCUCACCUGCCUCAGCUGCUCUCCUCCGACUCACAUCCUGCCUGUCUGUCUGUCUGGGAGGGAGAGGCAGAGAGAGAGAAUCGACUCAACAGACUCCCGGAAUCCACAUUAUGCGCGAUUUACGCACACGCUUCUCUACUUUUACGCGUCGAUUUUUUUUUUUUCGUUUUUGGGGAAAACCUAUUUUACUUUCAAGAUACGUUUUGCGAAAAGAAAACUACAGAUGGAGUGAGUUUAAAGUUGCGCUUUAAUUUUUCAAAAAACUUUGUUAAUAUGGAAAGUUUCACGGUAUCGAAAAAGUAGCAGUUAAAUUAUUUUCUUUUUCCUAGUUCGUGUAACUUCAGUACAAUUUUACAGAGACUUGAGCACAAAACAUAAGGACUUGUUGAAGAAGAGAGGAAGAAAAGGACAUCUUUGGAUUGAAAAGAAGGAAAGACAAGAAAAAUCGAUACAAUCUGGAUUAAUAGAUGUACAUGUGAACGUUUCCCCCAUCCGAAUUGAUUUCGUUCGGACAAGGGGAGACUUUCAUGGAUGGAGGUUUUAUGUGGGACCCGCUAGGAUGGACGUGGUAGAUGAAACAGAAGCGUUACAGAGGUUUUUUGAAGGUCAUGAUAUUACCAGUUCUCUGGAGCCUGCCAACAUUGACACCAGUAUCCUGGAAGAGUACAUCAGCAAGGAGGACGAUAGCGCUGACAUCUGUUUCUCUGAGGUCCACAGCACCCCAGGACCAAAUUACUCAUCUCCUCAGGCGGGAGUUUCCUCCUCUGGAGGGUUGGGGUGUAGUGUGAGUCCCCCUGUUCCGCUUCGCCAAGGAGUUCCUUCACUCGGGCCCCCAAGCUGUCAGAGCACCUACCCUCAGGUUCCCUCCCUAGGGCUCCGACAUAACUACCCCUGCCUGGGACAGCAGCAACCACACCAGCAGCAUCAGCAACAGGCACUCGUCAAGCCUGAGCACAGGGGCCACUACGCUCCAGGGACAUUACCUGAAUCUCCACCAGACUCAAGCUCAGAGCCAUACUCCCCUCAGCAGGUGAAUGAUCAUCAUAUGAUCAGGACCAUGACCCCAGAGAACAUGUGUCACAUGACUCCCACCCCACCCCUGCCGUCACACGGCCACUAUCCCAACAUGCACCGGGACAUGUACCUGAAGCCUGAGCCCAUCAUAACGCAGUACCCUAUUGGACCAGCCACAAGCGGGAGCGGGGACAUGCAGCAGACACAGAUGCUCCAUCAGCUGCUGCAGCAUCCUCAGGGGCAAGAAGGCAUCCCCGUCCACCAGGCGAAGAAGAGGAAGCACUCUGACUCUCCAAACAGCACCUUAAAUUCCCAAAUCCUCACAGGUAUCAUCAAGCAAGAACCAGGGUUGAUGCAGGAUGCGGACAACGCCUACCUGGACCCAAACUAUCAGUGCAUCAAAUGGCAACCCCACCAGCAGAACAAAUGGACACCACUUUACGACGCCAACUGCAAAGAGCUUCCGAUGCCAACGUACCGCGUAGAUGCCGACAAAGGCUUCAACUUCUCCCUGGCUGAUGAUGCCUUUGUUUGCCAGAAGAAAAACCAUUUCCAGGUUACUGUGUACGUCGGAAUGCUGGGAGAUCCCAAGUAUGUCAAGACGAAUGAAGGCCUGCAGCCCAUUGAUUGCUUCUACCUCAAACUCAAUGGAGUAAAGGUGAAGAAAGGACACAAGGUGGAAGCAAUGAAUCAGACAAUAAGUGUGGAGCAGUCUCAGUCUGACCGCAGCAAGAGGCCCUUCAAACCAGUGCUAGUCACUUUGCCUCCAGAGCAGGUAACAAAAGUCACAGUUGGGCGGCUCCACUUUAGUGAGACCACAGCAAAUAACAUGAGAAAGAAAGGCAAACCGAAUCCCGAUCAGAGGUAUUUCAUGCUGGUGGUAGCACUGCACGCGCAGUCCCAUAGUCAGACCUACACUGUGGCUGCCCAUGUAUCUGAGAGGAUCAUCGUCAGGGUAACGUCUGGCCAUGCAUCCAAUCCAGGCCAGUUUGAAAGUGACAACGAGGUGCUGUGGCAGCGAGGCCAACUGCCCGACUCGGUGUACCACCACGGCAGAGUGGGCAUCAACAAUGACCGCCCAGAUGAGGCCCUUGUUGUCCAUGGAAAUGUGAAGGUCAUGGGCUCCUUGGUACAUCCGUCUGACAUCAGGACUAAAGAAAAUGUCCAGGAGGUCGACACCACAGACAAUUUAAAACGCAUUUCCCAGAUGAGGCUUGUCCAUUACCACUACAAGCCUGAGUUUGCUGCCACAGUGGGCAUAGAGAACACUGCAGAGACUGGAGUUAUUGCCCAGGAGGUUCAGCAAAUCUUGCCAGAAGCAGUAAAGGAGGGGGGAGAUGUGGUUUGUGCCAAUGGAGAAACUAUUCCCAACCUCUUAGUUGUCAAUAAGGAGCGCAUCUUCAUGGAGAAUGUUGGAGCUGUCAAAGAGCUCUGUAAGCUCACAGAUAACCUGGAAACCCGUAUCGAUGAGCUGGAGAGGUGGAGUCGGAAACUGGCCAAGCUUCGUCGCCUGGACAGCAUGAAAAGCACCGUGAGCGGAGGCACAGUGAGCCAAGCAGGAAGUUAUUUCAGCAGAACUGGAAGUGGCCCCCUCAAGAAGAAGACAGUCAAGCCUGGGAGCAAGAGCUCGCCUUCAGAUCCAGGUUGCAUCAGUCAGAGGUUCAUGCAGGGCACUAUUUUGGCUCUGGUCAUCGUCAUGGCCUUCAGCGUCAUCUCAAUGUCUGUCCUGUACAUCCUCACUCUCCAUCACAGAGGGGACGUCACAGGGAAAGACAGCUAUGUGUCUUCCUGUGUUUUCUACAUCUCUUGGAUGCCCAUCUUCACUGCCUCUGUAAAUCUCUGUUCUCCUGUCUGCACAUGGUCAGGAGCGGCUCUGAGAUCCUCCCACAAGACUCUCUAUGGCCCCCUGUCCCCCACACCUGCACCAGCAUCUUGCUGUUCUACCACAGCUCUAAACAACCAAUCAGCAACCACUUUAACACCAAGUAAUAACCAAUCUACUACAGGUUUGAACAGCCUCAACCCCACACCAGGCACUGUUAAUAGGAAGGCUAAGUCCAUGCAAAAGGACAAGGACGCUCACAAUAGAAACCGUUUGAGUCACACCUCAACACCCAUGUACUUGGGCAAGUCCAAGAAGCCUGUCUCCACAGAUCUGGAUGGGGUGGGGUCCACCAACCGCCUGCCAGGGGGGCCGCAGCCUGUGCCACGAAGACAACGCAGCCUAACUGAAAAGGGAGGAAAGGGUGCUCCCUCCCUUAUUGGAGUCCAUAUUGUGGAAACAAACUCAGAAAUAAUCUCACAAAGCUGUACAACAGCAGAGAGCUGCAGUUACACAAUUUCUCUUGAUGGACUGAGAAACUCCUCUUUCUCUCACAUUACUUUGAAUAUGACCUUCACAAGUAGCGUUUGGGCAAAACAGUGUGGAACCAUCAAAGGACGUUUGUGCCACAACCACACAGAAACAGAGCUAUACGCUGCACAGAGACCAUCAACAAAGGGGACUCAUCACCUGUGGUCGGUGCCUGUGUUGUCUUUCCAAGUGGUCAGAUAUCACCUUCGUUUAUCUCUGUCUAAUGAAGUAAGUUGUGCCACUGAAGAAAACAGAUCAACGCUCUUGGAUUUCUAUUUUGUCAUUCAGAACAGUUGUAUGUGAGGAGGAGGACCACUGCCUUCAUUCUGCUCCCUUACAUCUCUCCUAUAAAUUUCCAUUUGUAUGUUGUGAUGUUAUUGAACUUAUCCACUGUAAUACUCUCCAUAUGUUUACUUUUCCCUGUGACAACUGGAGGUUAAAUUCUGAAGAUAUUUCAGACGACCCUGCUUAAUUGUAAAAACAAAACCCAUAUGUACAUAAUUGACCUUAUUACUGAUCAUUGUGUCUUCCAGUCUUAUCUUUAGCCAUAAUUACCUUUUCAGCAGCUUUAAAUGCCAUUAUUAUGAUGAGGUGUGUGUGCAUUGAAACCAGCAUCUACAAAAACAUAUUUCAGUAAUUUUAAACACUGAAGGGGACAUCAUUGAAUUCUCCUAAACGCCUCGCAGUAUAAACAUACCUCAGUAGUGCACACUGGCAAGUUCCCUUUGAGGCUUUGUGUCCACUGUUUGCAUGUUCUGCAUUUGAUGUAAUUGGCUGUCAAACUAAUUGCAGACUCAUAUGUGAUGCUCAUGAAUCAAAGUUGCAUGCUGUAAAUUUAAAACCCACCCGUCAAGUAAUAUUUGGAAAAACCCCUGGAGGACUGUUUGUUCAAAAUAAUUCAGCAAACACAUGGCAUUAUGAUGUAGAUGCAGCUCUCAUUAUCUUACAGUGAAAAUACAAUAAAGUCCAACACUGACAAUAUUUCACAAAACACUGGAAUAGCUUACACUGUAUUUCCUUAACUAGGCAAUGCUGGUACAGCAAUAAAUGACAAAAAUCAAUUGAGGUGCAUUCCCAAUCCUUUCUCUAAACUAAUACAUCACAGCUUGAUUUGCUUUUUUAUUUCUGGAUCAUAGAGCAAAAAGAAACUGAUUUGCUCAGAAAGGCAGUGAUCAUUAUGAAAAAAUUCACACCAGAUAUAUUGUGUUUUCAAAUGUUUCUAUUCAACUAAGACUAUGCAAUGACAGCUUGUUUGAUAGAGCUGAUAUAUGUAAUGUUUGCUUUCUAAAUGGCCUUUUUCUAUUUCAAAGAAUUAGUUUUUAAAACAGACAGCAUGCUUUAUUUGCUAAUAAAUCUGUAUGGUUCUGUAGUCCAAAAUCCAAACAACACUGUAACUUCAAUGUAACGUCAACUAUUAAUAGGAAAAACAGCCAUUAGACAAAGAUCUCAGAUUUUAUGAUGUGAUAACUGUGUACAAUAUUUUCACAAUACAUUUGUUGGUCAUUUGUACAAUAUUAGCUAAUUUAUAAUGCACCAGCUGUCAUAUUGAAACCACUGUAGCACUUUUUUGCACUGAAUAUAUGAACUGCUCUUUUCCCCCUGUCUCCAGAGUGUCAGACUGGUUUCAGGUAGACCAACUGCAUUUUGUGUAACUGUACUGCUUUAUUUCACUAUUACCAUUUAUUCUUUCUGUUUGAUGGUUUUGUUGUUUUGUCUUCAGUAUGUUUUUAAUGCAUCAGUAAUAUAUUAACUAUUAUCUUUUUAAAAGCUGAGCAGUUAUUGGUAAACUUGGGCACACGUAAAUACCCAUCUGUAAUUUUAGCACUAUGAGAAAAUAAACAAUGCUUAAAUUUACUGUCUGGAUUAAUAUGACUUCCCAAUGGCAUUAUGGUUUUAAAAAAUGCUGUAAAACUGUAAUUGCAUGCAGUAAAUAAAUUGGUUACUG